This is a messenger RNA of Trichomycterus rosablanca, 3920 nucleotides long. It is a transcript of the gene cracr2aa, whose product is annotated as calcium release activated channel regulator 2Aa. Lineage: Eukaryota; Metazoa; Chordata; Actinopteri; Siluriformes; Trichomycteridae. The record is from RefSeq and is a predicted model, not a curated record. Gene Ontology annotation, molecular function: calcium ion binding; GTP binding; GTPase activity. The coding region runs from base 165 to 2360 and encodes 731 amino acids. The transcript is spliced from 18 exons. Gene Ontology annotation, biological process: vesicle-mediated transport.
UUCGUUAAAUGUGGAGUUAUUUUGCUUUGUUUGCUGAGGCGUUCAUCGAACAGGUGUGGAGACAUGACUUAACUGUGUUCAAACUUGGGAUUUUAAACAAGAGCUGACCCAUGUAGAGAAGAACACAGAGGAGUCACGCACAUACAUAGACUUGCAAAGACACUAUGGCAGCUUUCAACGGCACCUGUGACUCUAAGGUGAGCCGGGCAUCCCUGCGCAGAGGAAAGGACUUAAAAGAAAAGUCCAGCACAUAUGAAAGUCAGAGCGACAGCAGCACAGUUCUGGAGAAGAGUCAGGAGUUUUUUCAGAUCUGUGACAUCGAGGACAAAGGAUUUGUUACUCAGCGAGACAUGCAGAGGCUGCUUGCAGAGUUGCCCCUGAGUGCUGAGGACCUGGAAAAUGUGUUUGAUUCUCUGGACGCUGAUGGAAAUGGAUACCUCACCCUAGAAGAGUUCUCCUCUGGCUUCAGUGAGUUUAUAUUUGGUCCGGCAGCUGGAGAAGCAGCAGCUCCUUCACCUGCAUCUGGAGACGGGACCUCGGUGCAGAGUUUUGAGAUGCUCUAUCAAAGUCAGUGGGAGGAGAAACUCAGUAAGAGUGAAGAUGACGAGGAAAAACACUUCUGCAUGCUGAUGGAAAACCUAGGUGCCAGCAAUGUCUUUGAGAAUCCAGCAGAAGUUCGCAGUCUUUGGGCUCAGCUACGCACGGACGAGCCUCGUCUACUGUCGAACUUUGAAGAAUUUCUGGCCAGGGUCACUUAUCAGAUUAGAGAGGCAAACCAGGAAAAGAGAGAAAUGGAGACUGCUCUGAAAAGAAAAGCAGCUUCCCAUGAUGAUGAAAUCCAGCGACUUUAUGAGGAAAUGGAACAGCAGAUCAAAAAUGAGAAAGACCGGAUCCUUUUACAGGAUUCUGAGAGGUUCAUGAUCCGGAGUCAGGAGCUGGAGGAUCAGCUUGUAAGCAAAGAGCGAGAGCUUGAACUGCUAACAAACAAACAGAAAAGGUUAGAAGAGCAGUGUCGGGAGCUACACAGCGAGCAAAGGGAAACAGCAGUGGAAAAUAUGAAACUAAAGCAGUAUAAUGAAGAGCUAUCACAUGACCUGGAGCAUACUACUCAGGAGUUAGGCAUAGCCCAGGAGCAGCUGGAUCUGCUGCAGGAACAGGCCUCCCGUCUGCAAGAACAUCGAGAGAUGGAGGUGUACAGAGUAACAGAGAGUUUGCAAAGAGAAAGAGCAAGUUUACUCAAACAACUUGAUUUACUAAGGGAAAUGAACAAAUAUUUACGAGAUGAGCAGGAUGUGACCUAUCAGAAACCAAAGAACUCUGCAAUGUUAUCAUGGACAGAGAGAUCAGGGGCUAUUGCUAAUAAAUACACAAACAGAAAACAAUCAUUUAGAAGUGAUGAUGAGCAGGAGGUACCACCACAUUUUAAAAGAAAGAUCACAGUGGGUAUAAAAGGGCAAGGUUUGGUUCUGGGACCAGAAGACCAAGCAGACCACCAGCCUCCUUCUCCCAGACCUCAUUUACCGAGGAUCAUCUCUAUUGAGGAGGAUCACUGUCCUCAGCUCCUGCAGAGGGAUUUUCAGACUGAGCUUAUGGACUGGAGUGAGCAGGAGGAGGACCUGGAGGAAGGCAUCGACCUUCAGAUGAACAAUAUUUACCCUUCUGUCAGCACUCCAAUCCCAAAGUCUACUCCUCCUGCAGAGAGCAGGGUCACUCACACUCCCACCUCACCCAGAAGGCAACCUGUGGGCAAAGAGACUGCCCAGCUGAAAGAAGGAGGGAAUUCUGGGCCAGAUCGUCUGUUUAAGAUUGUUCUGGUAGGCAACUCCAGUGUUGGCAAGACCUCGCUGCUGCGCCGCUUCUGUGAUAACUGCUUCUACCCAGGAACCUCAGCUACUGUUGGUAUUGAUUACAGUGUGAAGACCCUUACAGUGGACAGCAGCCAGGUGGCGCUGCAGAUGUGGGACACAGCAGGACAGGAAAGGUAUCGCAGCAUUACGAAGCAGUUUUUCCGCAAGGCAGAUGCCGUGGUGGUCAUGUACGACAUCACUAAUGAGCAAACAUUUAGAGCAGUGAAGUCAUGGCUGGCCAACGUACAGGAAGGCGCCGGAGAGGACCUUCCUGUCAUGUUACUGGGGAACAAGACAGAUUUGGAGGGUCAGAGAGAAAUCCACUUUAGAGAGGGAGAGAAAUUAGCUAAGGAAUCUCAACUGAUUUUCUUUGAGUGCAGCGCGUUUUCAGGCCACAAUGUUAUUGAAUCCAUGGUGCAUUUGGCAAGGAUUUUAAAGGAACAAGAGGACAGAGAAAAAGAGAAGACGGUCUCCCUAUUUGACAACCCAUCAAGAAAGAAAUCCUGCUGCUAACAGAGAGCUUUAUACGCACAUCCUGUUGAUGUGUUACUCAGUUCUCCCCACCUGUACCGGCUUUUACAUCUUCUGACAUUUUUAGAUGCAUUUCUAUAAGGGAUGUUCUUUUACUUUUAAACAGAACCACGUUGCCAUAUGAGCAGUGUUAUGAUUAUAAAAGAUGGGAGUUGAAGAGGGGAGGGGGUGAGCAGUCUGAAUUUUGCACUAAAAGGUUUUGGUGGCUUAACUGUGCACCAAUCAUGCUAAAAGCAAUUAUGCUGGAUGCAUGACUUCCCUAUAGCCGAAAUGUGCAAGGUGCAAGUCUGAAUUUAAGUUUUUAAAUAUCAUUCCAUUGUUUUCUAAAUGAUCAGAAAUGUCUAUUGAGGACGUGAGUAUGAAAUUUAUUUCUUGAAUUAAGGUUGCUAAUAAAACAGUUCAGCAAACCACUAAAUGGCAACCAUUAAGAAAAGAAUUAUAAAUGUGUUAAUUUUGGAUAUAACAACUCAAAUUCAGGCAUAUGUUGUUUACAGCACUUUUAAUAUUUGACGCCAAACUGGAAUUUAUUCAACAGGGAAAUAAAAUUAUGUUCCUUUCUGUAAUUCUUAAAAAAAGCACAAUCAUGUUUUAUUUAUAUGUCAGAGAUAAAGAGUUAAGAGGAAAUACCAUAAUUCACUUUUAUUGUAAAGGUUCUUUUUGAGAAACAGGAUUUGUGUCUGGAUGUUUGUGAAUCGUGUUAAAUGUUUGAUAUGUGGCCUGAACGCACUAACUUUGUGCGAAUGAUUUAAUACAGUGUUCACACUCCUGCCAAAUUUUACACAGAGUUUAUAGCUGUUCAUGUUUUCUCUUGAUACAACUUUAUUUGUACUUAUUGUCAUCCGGUGAACAUCACUGCCAAAACUACAGCUGUUUUGUGUUUUCACUUUGGUGCAGCUAUGUUUUCUCUGAUUCUGCUCAUUCAUGUGAACACCACUGCCAAAUCUUAGCAAAGGCACAAAGCUUGUCAUGUUUCUCUGUGGUGCAGCUAUUUUUAUUACACGUGUUUUUGAUUUUGUCUGUCAAGGAAAAUAUUAAUAUAAUAUUUAAUAAGGAUUAAAUGACCUAUUUUUGUUUAUAACUUAAAAUGCAUUCAAGGCCAUGAAACAAAUCACAACGGGAGCUCACAAUCUUAAUACAGGGCCCUAUCUGUUUUUAUUUUUAAUCAUUGUCACACUCCAUUCUGCGUGCCUGGUUAUAUAAUGUGUAUCCUGUGUCUUUGUGAAGUGUAUGACUAUGAAUAUCACACUGUUAGGCCUCUGGUUACCCUGUUCAUAUUUUAAUACUGGCAGUGGUUGUGUGUGACAUUUAUAUAUUUAAACAAGUUUUCAGUGGUACUGGAUAUUUCAGUCUUUUUCCUGCUUUAAACACAUGAAGACAUUAUUAUUUACUGAUAAGCUAAACGAGGUGUGUCCAGAGCAGGAGAAAGACAAAACCUUGGAUUCAAGGAGUACAUGAGUGCAUGGAGGGUAUAAAUGUUCAAAUAGAACUUGAUUGUUUCAAUACGUUGAACUAAAUUAAAUAAAGAUUAAUUAUAUUUAUAAA